Messenger RNA from Monomorium pharaonis (pharaoh ant), 8322 nucleotides. RefSeq lists its product as uncharacterized. The coding region runs from base 1238 to 2041 and encodes 267 amino acids. The transcript is spliced from 8 exons. NCBI's taxonomy places the organism in Eukaryota, Metazoa, Arthropoda, Insecta, Hymenoptera, Formicidae. The record is from RefSeq and is a predicted model, not a curated record.
AAAAAAAUCCUGAAAUUUUUCAACACGUUACUAAAAUAUAAGCUAAAUAUUUUGUACAAUAUUUUAUAUAUAUAUUUUAAAUAUUUUUAAUAUUUUUGUGAUCUUAUGAUCUCUAUUCAAUCUAAAAUUACAAAAAUAUGUAUAAAAGUAUUUUAAUAAAUAUUAACAAAAAAUAUUCAAAUAAUUAUUAUAAAUAUUUUACAAGUAUUUAUAAAUCUUUUAAAUAUUGUGUACUGUUUGAAUUGUACACAUUUCUGUCUCAUUCGUAUUCAUGUGCGUUACAUUUAAGGUUCAUUGUAAAUAUUCACCUAUUAAUAUUAAUAUUAAUACAACUAUUCAAAUCAAAAUUAAAAGCGGGAAAUGUAGCGCGGCCGCGGCGCGCAUGGAGCAUCGAUCGAUCGAUCGAUCGAUAUAUUAUGCGAGAUCCUAACGCGUGAAGUUGACCGCGUGGAUGAGAUGACAAAGUCAUUUUAAGCUGUAUUCACGUUUUAUUUCCUUAGCAGGAUGGACCGGCUCCGAAAUGAGACAAUGGCAUUCAUUUAAUUGGUAAGCGUAACAUAUAUAUAUAUAUAGCAUAUUAACAACCUUGCGUUAUAAGUCUCGUUUGAAUGCGCAUUUCUUAGUACUUGUUCUUAAUACUCGAACGCAGAUCACAGAUCGUCGACGUACGUGUCAAUUGUGACGUAUAAAGUUGACCGCGCGAGAAAGGAAUUAACCUUCUUCUAGCCAUUUCAAUUUCGUUCCUUUCUCAUUUGCAGAGAGUGGCAAGGAUCGAACCUAGUCCUGGGGACUGUAUAUAAGGGGAACUGAGUCGGUUCCGGGAUGUGGGGACGUUUAAUUGGUGACAAUCCAGAUGUCCUGAAGAUCUGGGACAGACAUUGAGUCUCAGCGGAGCAACCUUAGGCGCGAUUGUUCUGGCAUCGGGGCUCCCAUUACGCCGUUGAUUACGUACAACUUCGGCGUCGUAACUCCCGAGGGAAGAGCGAUAUCCUGUUAAAUCGAUAACGAAAUGAUGACAGAACCACGUGCUACGGCAUGCGACUUGUACCAAGUCGCUCCUGGCCCUAUUUCGCCAUUCGAUAUUCGAAGCUGGCAUGCCUGAGGAGUACACGUCACGUCGCGCCGGGGAUAUCAUCGCUGCUACUACUGCUGUCGUGAUCGCGCACGGCCGCGCGAUUGUUUGUUCCUCUACCACCCCAUGCCACUGUCGCCAGGCUGCCGGGGAUACGAUACGUAAAUGGCGCAGGAAGUUCCUGAUACCACGUACGAGCCGGAAGUCGAGGAAGACGCGAGGCGGAGGCGCGAGCGCCGAGUUGUUCAGGAGGGCACGGCGUUAUGGAGGCGACGGAAGGAGGAGCUGCAACGUCAAAAGCACCGCGAGCAACGUGAACUGCAGGAAAUUCUGGCCAAUUACUCGCCAUGGGGUAAGCCAGGUGGCGGCGCGCCCUGCGCGGCCACCCUGCGGAAGAGAAACGUGCCUCUGGAGCCGCUCGACCCGCCGAGAUGUCACAGUUUCGGUCAGGGUUGGACGAGCAACUCGACAAUCGACAGACUAUACAAGAGGAACACGGACCCUCCGGCUGUUGUGGACGUGAAUAAAUUCUGCGAUGACAGGGCGACGCCAGGUAUCGCUUCGGAAACACAACCGGUGCAGGAUCCGAGGAAUCUCUACAAAGAGGAGGUUCAGGUGUACGAGCUUACGGGCGGUGUCGAAUUGGUACCUUUGUUAACCAGCAGGCGCCAUCAGUCGCAUCCGCAGACCAGGCGCUAUCUCGCCACGGACGCCACUCGUCCGGGAUACACGAUAGAAUCGCUUCGCGCGCUCGGCGUCGGCAAUCGGGAAUACAUCGCGGAUCUCGCCGAGCAAAUACGACGUAAGCGGGACAGGGCGAUGGAGGAACGGCGGUUCGAACAGGAGAGUUGUCGCAGGCACUACGAUACUUGGAAAAGGUUAUGGGGUAGACCGGGCCACGGUGCCCCCAUAGAUCACGCGCAGCGGAACAAUCUCUACAACAUCCUCCAUCGACCGGCUAUCUAUUGAAUUUUCUCGUAAAGCGUUUCGCCUUCGAGCGAGCGCAAAAGCGGGGGAGGUGACUCUCCGUCUCUCUGCAAAAUGCCGCCUUUUAUUAUACGAAACGAAUAAGGAGUGGAGGCUAUUAGAUACCGGCGACGCAACGUCGAGAGAUAGGGAGUAUCGUUUCCACAGGGGAUGGCGUAGCCGGGCGUAAUACAUAAACAGCCCUAUACGGUUCUUCUUCGGAGGAUGAUCGUGCGCGAGAUGCGCAUAAUAUCAUUCCUCGAAUGCAGAUUAAUAUCCAGCAUGCGGACCGCUUAUUUUCGAAGUCACGUAAUUCAAGUUCUAUAACGUACGGAAUGUAAUUACAUAAAAUUAGCCGUGAUCUGAUUUGUCGAUCCUGACAAAAAUUUUAAUCAAGAGUAUAUUUAUACGUCAUAUCCUUCAAAAUACGUCGUUCACCUAGUUAACGAGUAGAAUAUAUUAGAAGGAAAGAGGAAAAGAGUAAUUGUAAUUUCUUCAUAAUUGGAAGUAUUUUUCGAUGCUAGUAUAUAACUACGUUGCGUAAUUAAAAUGCGCGGAGAGGAAAGGCAGUGAAAAAUUGUACGAGAGUGGGAGGAGAAAAAAAUAUGUUAGCGUUGGCGUCUUUUGUUUCUUACCGACUUGACGCGAGAAAAGCAAGGAGUAUAUCGGAUAACCUAUUAAAUUUCAUGAAAGCCUUGCAAGAGAGUGAAGGGCAGCUUGAUAAACCAGGACUAUGAGUGCCGCCGCGAUUGACCAGACCUCAAAGGAGCAAUCUCGUGAGAAUCUAGUUGCUGUAUGCGGAUCGAUAGGUUUUAAAUUUCAUGAACACCAAGGAACGCGGUCAUUUGAAUAUAUGUAUGUGUAGGUGCAUAUGUGUGAUAACGCGCGCGGCGCCCGUGAAAGAAAACGUUUCUCAUCAUCAGUCACCGUGUCGUUGAAAUCUGGUUACAUUGUUACUUUGCUUUUCUUAUCUUUAUCUAAAGGAAAUUCAUGUAAUUUGAAUCCCUUGACAUUGUAGAACCCUUGUAUAAAAAGACAGCUUGGAAGUUUGGAAAUUUUAGAGCUAAGUAAAAUAUACCAGAAUGUUUUUUUAAAACGCUACAUUAGUUAUUUACUGAAAAUUUAGACGUGGGAAUUUAACGGCUAAUAAAAGCCUUUACUUUUCAGCCGUCGUAUAAUUUAAGCUGGUAUCAAAGUUACAUUAAUCUAUAAAACAUCAGUAUUUAACAGAGAAGAUUUUGUUACGAAUAAGUGAAGCGGGGACGUGUCAUUCUUUUGGCUUGGAUUUUGAACCAGCAGAAUAUCAGAAAUAAUUUUAUUCUAAUCCUUGAUAACUUUUGACUUUUUAAUAUUCUUGGUAAUUAGUUGUCGCAAUUAAUGCUCAUGGCGCAUUUUAAGGCAGCGUAAUUACGAAUAAACACGCUGUAAUGUUUGUGGUGAGAUGCAUUUUUAAUGACGGCAGCUAAAUGACGUAAAAACGCGUAUAAAAUGGUUUGCAGCAAUCGUUUGUACGAUAAAACUGUUUGUAAAAAAUCCGUGUUUUAUAAUUUUAAAUAUUAAAAAAAAGUUAACAUAUGUUACGGAUUAACGAUGUUUAUUAAUUUGUUCGAUCGUUAUUUAAUUACUUUGAUGCUAUUAAGUAAGCUAUUGUGAAGAUAAAUUAUAUUUUGUUAAUUACACUGUUUAAAAAUUCAACGUACAUGUAUAAGUGCAGAUGCAAAGUGACGCAAAGUAUUGAUUUUAGUAAGCUCUCCUUGCUUGUAUAUUUACACCUCAAAAUAAGUGAUAAUUUAAAUACACACAACUAAGAAUUGAGAACGUCUCGAGAAAUUAUGCAUUCGGGUUAGAGAUCUUUUUUUAGCUCAAGCGUCGUAAGUGCAUUAUAAUUAUUAUCUUGCCAUGAAGAUGCGGUUUACAUCUUUAAAGAUGAGGUCGAUUGUCGAAAAUAUCUUCGUGAGAAUCAACGACAAAAACGAUCCCAGCGGCGCAUCAGGUUCAUUUAAAAUUCGUCAGACAGUAAAUUUGAUUUGGAUUAUCUGCAAAAGCGAUUAAUCCUCUUUCCGCCGAACGAAAUCUGCGAUUUUCAACUUAAGACGCGAGAAUAGAACGCCGCGAGCGGUGAGGGAGAUUUUCGCGCGCGAAUCAUAAAUUAUCGAUCCGUGCGAUACUUGCUCGCUCUUAUCUAAGCGAUUUGCGUAAUACGUUAAUUAGACAUUAAGUGCUCGGCAACCGGGUACGAACCCGGAAGAGUAACGGCAACGCCUUUAAUGGAUGUAGGUUAUUUAAUUUGCGCGGGACGCGGUGAAGGGGGAAGGAAGAGGAGGGAAAGAGAGAGAGAGAGAGAGAGAGAGAGAAGGGGGAUGAUAUUUGGCGGUACGGCUCGACGCGGUUUGUACACGGAAAGGCGCACCUUCAUCCAGCUUCCGUCUGGAGAGCGCAGUUUCAUCCCUCCAUCCCGUCCUCCCCCGUCACCUUCGUUCUCUCCUCGCCACCUGUACACGCUCCAUGCACGGAGCGGAGGGGGAAACGACCCACGAAGUCUCCCACCUUCCACCUUGUGCAUCUCCCGAGUGCUCGCAUCCCUAUCCGCUAUUCUCCUCCCCUCUUUUGUCCCUCCCCACCCCUCCCGCCCCCUCCAUGCUCCGUCAUCCAGUCCCUCUCGCUAGCUACCCACCGCCAGCAACCACCCGCGCUUUUGCUAUUGUCUCACUAUUGUGCCGCUGUUACCGCGGUGUGUCGGUUCGUUUGUAUAAGGGUGAUUCAUUUUCUGGGAAAUAUCAGUUCCUGCGCCGCAUGAAUUUCGACUCACGCGAGCGCGUAAAACCGCUCUCUGAGCGGGGGAGGGUUUUCCCUAUUUACAUCCCUCCCUUUCUCUCUCUCGUUUUGUCGUCAAGCGCGAAUUAAGCCUUCCGUGGACCUUUCUCCAGACAAACACAUAAAUGCAUGUAUAUUCUCCUCUUGGAGACGGUAUUUCACUUGGGUGCUUUAUGUCCCCGGCGAGCAUAUUCCCCCGGGAGUAAUUUUGUAAAUUAAAAUUGCGUCUUUUGGUACUUCGUUAUCGUCUCACGAGCUCGUAAACUUUCGCGGCUUCCCUGGAAAGUCGGUCGUCGUCCUCUUCCGCGCGGUAAUUACAGAAAUUACAGAAGUCUAAUGCAUUAAUUCCGAUGGACAAAUCGGCGAGGCGUGGUUACCAUUCGACGCGAAGCAAAAAUACGCGCGAGCGAGUACUUCCCCCCCCCCUCCGUCCCUUUUGCGUUUAGCGCGUAAGUAUAAAUAACCGUCGUCGGCGCUCAUAAACCGGUGCCCCUCUAAAUUGCGGAACCCCAACGGCGCUCGGCUGCUGCUGCCGCAGCUCGGUAGCGAUAAAACGGUCCGCCUCUCCCAUUUCCAUUUUCUCUGCCCUGUCCCUGUGUGUUUGUUUGCGUCUCGUUUGCACGCGCUCGCGCUCGGCUGGCGGGGGUUGCAUUGUUACGAAAUUAGGUCGUCCGCUUACGCUGCAAUGAGAUACGCGGACGACUCGUCCCGGUCGUCGCGCACCACGAAAAUUGGUCGCGUUUCGUCUUUCCCGCCGCGGACAACGUCCCCCAUCCCCCGCUGGACGAGUCACAAAGAAGCGCCGAGAACGGUAAUCCCCUGCCCGGGAGAAUGAAGCUAUCAGCUCUCCCCUUCUCCCUCGCGGCACGUAAUUGACAAAUGGCAGCGACUACAACGAUUUAAGAAUAUUUCAAGCAAAUGUAUCCCUCGCGCGUAAGUCUCGACGGUUAAAUACGGCGACUCGGGAUAUCUCUCAGUGAGUCAGUACACCGAGAAAAAAAACUUGUUAAUUUGACUCAAGCUUUUCAACUUGAUUAAAUUCCUUCAAUUCAAGUGUUUAUGCGUUUCAAUGAAAUAUAUAAAUAUUUAAAAUUGGAGUUCAAAUAUUUUACAUAUUUAAGUUAAAUGGAUGAAUAUUUGAACUGAAGAGGUUUAAUCAAGUUGGACAAUUUAGUCAAAUUACAUUUUUUUUUAUCAGUGUACGUAAAAAAAUUGAAUCUUAGAGAUGGUUUUGAAGGCAAGCAAAAAUAAAGAUCGCAUGAACGUGCUCAUAUUUCUUUUUUGAAAAACAAUACUAUCUGUACAAUUGCUAUUUGUAGUUUAAUUGUUCGAUCAGUAGUAGCGAUUGGCACACAAUACUGCAAUUGUUACAAUAGAGUAGAUUGUGAUCGAUCGGAUAAUAUUCAUAAAAUAUUCACCGCCGCUACAGAGAAUGUGUCACACAUGCGGGCUUUGUUUCGCAAUGUUAAAGCUCCGCUGCGCAUCAUCACUAUUAGACGUUAUUUACCGUCGAAAAAUAAAAUUAAAUAAAUUUUUUUCAUGAGCUCGUUAGAAUUCAAUUUUUCUCAAAGAGAAUCGGCCUUAAUUUAAUCGUUUAAUUUUGUAAUAGCAUCUACAAAAUAUGUGCGUGUUCAUAAUUUAUAAUCCGUCUAUGCAGAGUUAAUAAUUAUGAUAAAUCGUAAUGAUAAUACUAAUGUGUAUUUGAUUGUACGGAAAAAGAACAGAGAAUCUCUCUUCCAUAAAAAAAGACUCUUUGAUGUAAUGAGAUUUGUGUACACAGCUGCUCUCUGAACAAUCGUACGAAUGAGAACGGGGAAAAAUGUCGUUCAAUGUAGAGGGAUGAUUAACGAGCCAACUCUAAUAGGCACUUUAGCUGUACUUAAUUAGAAAUCGCGCAAUUUAUUCCGCAAACGUGCGGGAUAUGAGGCAGCUUCCUCGCCACCGUGCCACCCUUUCAUGCGAUCUACACGUAUACGCGUCCUGUACUUUCGCAUGCUAAUUCCUCCCGAUAGCUUUAUUUACUAUCUUAACUUUCACGUCAGCUUCGUAAAAGGAUCAUCCCGCGUUUUCUCGCAUCUAAGAAUAAGUAUCACAUUACGUUACAAUGAGUAAAAAAAAAACAAUUAGACUUGUUUAUAAAAAUUUUUGGCAGUUCUCGCUUUUUUAUUCUAACGAGGACAAUGAUUUUCGGUGAAACGGCAAGAAUAUGAGAACUUUUCUCGCACAUAUCGGUCCGGAAGCUGGACUCGGAGCACUCCGUCUGAUAGAUCUCGUCUUAAACAAAAUAAAUAGGAUCAUUUUUCACGAUUCCUGCGAUCACGGUAAAAGCUCGUAGACUAAGAUUAAUUCAAUGAAGCGGCGCGAAUGCGUUAGGAAACUAUACCACGAUGAAUCCAUUGUGUACAUUUUACUUAUGUCGAACACGCCCAUCGCCGCGAUUCAACGGGUAAUUUCUGUAAAAGCUGCUGCAGUGACUUUACUCGAUAAAGUGGCCCCCCAGCAGCCGACGUUGUUUCCGUGCUUUAAACUACAAACCGCCAGAAUGAAUCGCGAAUAUAUCGCGCGAAGCAUCACGAUUUUAUUCAAUAAAGCAAAACUAGGAUACCGCGACGGUUUAUCUCAAUGAGGUCAAAGAGUUUCAUGAAGUGUGAAUUUCCAUUAAACGUAUUUUCUGUACCGUCUAUGAAUAUGGCAUGUGUCUAUAAAUAUCGUUUUUCAACAAAUUGUGCGACACGUAAUGUACGUUCUAAAAAAAAAAAAAUUUAAUAACCAAGAACUUGAUAUAUUUGGGAGUAAGAUAUUAAGAGUCGUCGGUUCAAUGAUGUGUCUUACUACUGAACGGUUCAAUAUUAUAUUUUUAUUGCCUACACUGUGAGAAUGGUACUAAACUAAUUGUUACUACAUGCACGUACGGUAAAAUUUAUAAAUUUAACUUAAUUAAUAUAAUAUAAGCACGUAAAAUAUUCAUCGUAAUUAGGUGUAUUUUCUCUAUAAUUACUCACUGUAAUUAAAGGUUUAUACAAUUUCAAUUCCAUUGGUUUCAACGGGUUUUGUUUCAAGUAUCUCAUUUAGAGUUUUUACAUUUUUAACAUUUGCAUGUUAGGAUUUCUGUUUUUAAUUUUCCUGGGGGAAGAGGAGGGAUCUUCCAGUGCAUUAGAUAAUAACGUACCAGCGUGCUCGUCACAAAAUUCGCGGCAGAAAUUCACAGAAGGAUAAUAUAUUUCUGUUAUGUCACAAUAUAGACAUCCCAGUGAGCUAACGUUAUUUGUCGUCAUUUCAACGUCAAAAUGACAUCUUUGACGACAUUUUAACGAUAAGGUAAUCUAGCUUGUUUCCUGAGAGAUUUAUUUAAUUGUGACCUCGCAUGUAUAUUUAAAUAACUUUAAGAAUUUAUAGAACAGUAAUUGGCACUUGAACAGCGAAUAACACUCACUGUACAAUAAUACCGUAAUAAAUUAUACAAGAUGCAA